AUGAAGAUCCGAUCGUGGAUAUCCACCUGCUCCUCCGCCACCUCCAUUGCCACCGCCACCGAAACAGCACCACCCAAACUUAUCAUCUCCGAUUCAAGCAUCUCCUCCUCAUCAACCUCUCAAGACACCAGCUACAGCAGCCUCCAAAGCAACCUCUCCCUCCAAACCCUCCCAUCCGUCCCCUCCCUCCAAAAACUCUCCCCCGAAACCCUAAACCUCUCCGUCACCCAUCUCCGCCUCGCCUCCCUCAAACCCCGCCUCACCCCCAUCACCUUCCUCGCCGUCCACCACCACCUCCUCUACUCCGCCUCCGGACACCAAAUCAACGUCUUCGACAUAGAAAACGGAAACCACACACUCAUCGACACAUUUAACACCAACAAUUCUUCAUCAGGCUCAAUUAAGUCCAUUUCUUUCUCUAAAGAAAAAGUGUUCACUUCACACCAAGACAGCAAAAUCCGAGUCUGGCAAUUUUUAACUGAAACAAAACUUCACAAACUCGUUGCCACUCUUCCCACCAUUAAUGAUCAGUUAAGAAACUUCAUUUUACCAAAGAAUUAUGUUAAAGUCCGUCGUCAUAAAAAACGACUAUGGAUUCAACACAAUGAUGCUGUGUCCGGACUCGCUGUUAGCAUUGACAGUUUAAUGUUCUCAGUUUCGUGGGACAAGUACAUGAAGAUAUGGCGGGUAUCGGAUUUUCGAUGUGUUGAGUCUGUUAAAGCUCACGAUGACGCCAUUAAUGCCGUUGUAGUGUCCGGUGAUGGAACUGUGUACACGGGUUCUGCUGACCGGAGUAUCAAGGUGUGGGCGAGGAGGUCGGGAGAGAGACGGUACGGGAUGGUGGCGACGCUGGAGAAGCACAAGUCGGCUGUGAAUGCGUUGGCGUUGAGCGCCAACGGAUCAGUUUUGUUUUCGGGUGCUUGUGACCGUUCGAUCUUGGUGUGGGAGAGGGAGGACAGUGCAAAUCACAUGGUGGUCACCGGAGCUUUGAGAGGGCAUAGUAAGGCCAUUCUGUGUUUGGUCAAUGUGUGUGAUUUGUUGUUGAGUGGGUCAGCGGAUCGGACGGUCAGGAUUUGGCAACGCGGACAUGAUGGACGGUUCUGUUGUUUGACCGUCUUGGAGGGACAUGAAAAACCGGUACGGUCGUUGGUGGCGGUUCCGAGUGGUAAUGAACCGGCCGGUUCGGUUAAGGUGUUUAGUGGAAGCUUCGACGGAGAGAUCAAGGUGUGGCAGGUCGUAGUUUCGAAUCUCAAUAGUCCAUUUUCCUCUGAUAUUUUGAGAUAG
This is a messenger RNA of Cornus florida, 1284 nucleotides long. RefSeq names its product protein JINGUBANG-like. Gene Ontology annotation, molecular function: protein binding. The record is from RefSeq and is a predicted model, not a curated record. NCBI's taxonomy places the organism in Eukaryota, Viridiplantae, Streptophyta, Magnoliopsida, Cornales, Cornaceae. The coding region runs from base 1 to 1284 and encodes 427 amino acids. The transcript has a single exon.